Messenger RNA from Hevea brasiliensis (rubber tree), 793 nucleotides. RefSeq names its product early nodulin-like protein 21. The transcript is spliced from 2 exons. Lineage: Eukaryota; Viridiplantae; Streptophyta; Magnoliopsida; Malpighiales; Euphorbiaceae. Gene Ontology annotation, molecular function: electron transfer activity. The coding region runs from base 124 to 645 and encodes 173 amino acids. Gene Ontology annotation, cellular component: plasma membrane. The record is from RefSeq and is a predicted model, not a curated record.
CACUAUCUCCAUCUCCAUUCUCCACUCUUCACUGCCAUGUAACUGCCAUUAACAUGCUUAUUAAUCCUACAGCUUCUCACUUUGUUUUCCUUCAGAGCAAUAGCAAUAGCUUACUGUUUCACCAUGACUACUACCAAGCUACUGCUUCUCAUCUUCACCAUCUUCUCUUCUCUUCACUACUUCUCUGUCUCUUCCUUCGAGUACCAAGUUGGCGGCAACAAAGGUUGGGUUGUUCCUCCUGCAAAUGACACCAGAAUCUACAAUUACUGGGCCUCCGAGAACCGCUUCCAAGUCGGCGACACCGUCAGGUUUAGGUACAAGAAGGAUUCUGUCAUGGAAGUAACUGAAGAAGAGUACAAGAAGUGCAACUCUAGUCACCCCAGUUUCUUCUCCAACACAGGGAAUACAGUUUACAAGCUUGACCAUUCAGGCCCUUUCUACUUCGUUAGUGGAGUUUCUGGGCACUGCGAGAAGGGACAAAAGAUCAUCAUCAAGGUUAUGGCUCCUGAAGAGGAUUAUCCUUUGCAUGGUGGUGGCAAGAAGUCUGCAGGUUCUCGUCCCGCAGUUCUACCUCUUGGUGGAUCCGAACUGGCUGCUUGUCUUCAACUUGUUCUGUCUUAUGUUGCUUCUCGUGUCUUCUACUAGGUUUCUUAAUUUGUCUGUUAAUUUAUGUUGUUUGUUUUUUGCUUCUGUUCCCAGUUUGAAGUUUAGGUGUCCUCAAAUCUUUAUUUAAUCGUCUGUUUGCAGAUUUUUAGCUUAAUUACCCCCCUUAAUGAACAUUUAUAUUUGAAUA